This is a messenger RNA of Pseudogymnoascus destructans, 189 nucleotides long. RefSeq lists its product as uncharacterized. Lineage: Eukaryota; Fungi; Ascomycota; Leotiomycetes; Thelebolales; Thelebolaceae. The transcript is spliced from 2 exons. The record is from RefSeq and is a predicted model, not a curated record. Bases 1 to 189 code for a protein of 62 amino acids.
AUGUCGCAGAUCUACGGCCAUAAGAGUAAUUCAUACGAUAGCAUCAGGCUCGAUGGCACCAGCCGGCUCAUUAUUGGUGACACUUUCCGUACCACUGUUUUCCAACAACCCGCGGCGCCGUUGCCAGUCCCCAAGCAGCAUUUCAACGUUAUCCUUCCAAGGGCGCAGAAUUUUGUAGACGAGAUGUAG